This is a messenger RNA of Entelurus aequoreus (snake pipefish), 3128 nucleotides long. It is a transcript of the gene itih5, whose product is annotated as inter-alpha-trypsin inhibitor heavy chain 5. The transcript is spliced from 16 exons. Bases 146 to 3016 code for a protein of 956 amino acids. Gene Ontology annotation, molecular function: serine-type endopeptidase inhibitor activity. NCBI's taxonomy places the organism in Eukaryota, Metazoa, Chordata, Actinopteri, Syngnathiformes, Syngnathidae. The record is from RefSeq and is a predicted model, not a curated record. Gene Ontology annotation, biological process: hyaluronan metabolic process.
CAUUGGCUGGAGUGCUGUCGGGUCACUCGCAGUGGUCAAGUUCAUCUUGAAGAAAACGUCCCCACUGGGCGGGCUGGAGUCCUCCGUGCCAGCAGCAAACUCAAAUGUUCACUUUGAGAGUGCAACAAAGUGAAAGAGGACGAAGAUGCUGCUGGGGGCUUUACUGAUGAUGUGGACCACCAGCGUGUGUGCACAGGACCACUUCCCAAUAGGAGACCAUGAAGACCUUGAUGACUUGGAUUUGGACGUUGCUCCACGCAGAGUCCCACGACAGGUGAAAAACAUCCUCACUAAGGAGACGAGGCCUCACAUCCAGGAGCUGUCCAUCAAGACCACCAUCCUCUCCCGCUACGCCUUCACGGCGGUGCGCUGCGUCUUGCUCAAUCGCCACACCUCCGCCGCCGACGGCCUCUUUCAUUUCCGCAUCCCCGCCGGCGCCUUGGUCUCCAACUUCACCAUGAUUGUCGCAGGGCGUGUCUACCAGAGCCGGGUCACGCCGAAGGAGAGGAGAGGGGGAAAGCGGGCAGACGGCAAAGCUCGAAAGUCAGGUGACAUCAGUGCAGAGCAGGGCGCGGAGGUGUUCCGCAUGGCGGCCAGCAUCCCGGCUCGUAACCGCGCCGUCUUCCUGCUGGCCUACGAGGAGCUGCUGCAGCGCCGGCGUGGUCGCUACGAGCACGUCGUCAGCCUGCGGCCGCUGCAGCUGGUGAGCCGCCUCGGCGUGGACGUCACCAUCGCGGACCACUCGCCCGUCACCCAGCUGGAGGUGCUUCCUCUGCGCAGGCCCAACUUGCCCAGGACGCCCGCCAAGCCUGAGCCUCCUGUCACCACCGCCAUCCAACGCGAGAAGAACAUCUGCAAAGUCAGCUUCCGCCCAAACAUCGUCCAGCAGGCCAGGAUCUCCACCAACGGCGUCCUGGGAGACUUUGUCGUUCGUUUUGACGUCCAGCGAGACAUGAACGUCGGAGACGUUCAGGUUCUCAACGGCCAUUUUGUGCACUACUUUGCGCCCAAAGACUUCCCCGUGGUGCCGAAGAACGUGGUGCUUGUGAUCGACACCAGCGCUUCCAUGCUGGGCUCCAAGAUGAGACAGACCAAAGAUGCUUUGUUCACCAUCCUGAGGGACCUGCGAGCUGUGGACCACUUUAACUUCAUCAGCUUCUCCAACAAGAUCAAAGUCUGGAAGCCCAGUAGCCUGGUCCCCGUCACGGCCCUCAACAUCAGAGACGCCAAGAAGUUCAUCUACACUCUGAUGCCCACUGGAGGAACCGACAUCCACGGCGCCAUCCGGACCGGCUCGGAUCUUCUCCGCGGUUACCUGUCAGGUCCGGACGCCAACCCCAAUAGCGUGUCCCUCAUCAUCUUCCUCACAGACGGACGCCCCACGGUGGGCGAGUCCCGGUCCACGGCCGUGCCGGGGAACACCCGCUCGGCCGCGGGGGAGAAGUUCUGCAUCUUCACCAUCGGUAUCGGGCGCGACGUAGACUACAAACUUCUGGAGCGCGUGUCUUCGGAGAACUGCGGCAUGUCCCGGCGCGUCCUCGAGGAGGCCAACGCCGGCGCCAUGCUGAAAGGGUUCUACGAGGAGAUCGGAACACCGCUGCUGUCGGACAUCAGGAUCGACUACGCGGAGGACUCUGUGGAACACGUCACGCAGCAUCUCUUCCGCAACUACUUCAACGGCUCGGAGUUGGUCGUGGCCGGCAAGCUGAGCAACCGGAGCGCCGAGUCCCUCCACGUGCAGGUGACGGCCAGCAACGACGACAAGACCGUGGUCCUGGAGGCCGACGUGCCACUACGGCGGCGGCAGUCGGAAACGGAGAAGCAUGUGAAGGCGGCGGUGGAGGCGGGCUCUCGGAGCCCGGGCCCCGCGCAGGGAUGGGGAGACACUCUGGCUUGGACGGCGAGCCACUUUACGGAACGGGUGUGGGGUUUCCUCAGCGUCAAGGAGAAGCUGCGCUCGCGCCUGCGUAGUCCAACCAGCAGGGGGAGAGAAGAGCUCGUCCAGCAGGCCGCAAAUCUGUCAAUGACCUAUCACUUCCUCACCCCCCUCACCAACAUGCUGGUGGACAAGCCCGAGGCGUUGGCGGACGGCACCAUGGCGCCCACGUCCGACGUCACGCCAGGCGGCGGCAAUCAGCUGCCGGGCGACGAAGAGGGGGGGAUUUUGCAGAAAGAAGAUGACAGACAGAGUUCAAGUCUUCGCAACAACAUCGGCCAAGUGGAGAGGAGACCCGCCAAGAAGUCUGUCACCAUCUCCAAAACAUCAGCGGACGGUGACCCUCACUUUGUGGUGGACUUUCCUCUCAGCAAGAUGGCCGUCUGCUUCAAUAUCAACGGCGAGCCGGGAGACGUCCUGCGCCUCGUUUCCGAUCACAGCUUUUCUGGCGUGACGGUGAACGGUAAACUCAUCGGCGCCCCGCCCCCGCCCGGCAGCCACAAGCACCGGCGCACAUACUUCAGCACCAUCACCAUCGUGGUGGACCGCCCCCGGCGCGCCUACAUCGAGGUGACGCCCAACAAGGUCAUCCUGGACGGGCGGGAUCGCCUGGUGCUGCCCUGCCGCUCCAGCGUCUCCGUGGACAGCGGCGCCCUCUCCGUGGCCAUCGCGGCCAAGUCCAACGUGACGGUGGGCGUCGGCGGCGGCGUCAGCUUCGUGAUCCUGCUGCACCGCUACAAGAACCCCGCCCCCCACCAGAGAGACCACCUGGGCUUCUACGUCCAGGACAGCAAGGGGCUGUCACGCGGCUGCCACGGCCUCCUGGGUCAGUUCCUGUACGAGGAGGUGGCGCUGGCCGCAGGAGAAAAGGACGGGGAGCCCUCGGCGCUCCUCAAGGUGAGGGGCCGCUCGGUGCCGGUGGUCCGGAAGAGGCGGCGCAUCUACAGCGGCGCUCAAAGCGUGGACUGCUGGUUCGCCAGGAACAACGGCGCCAAGCUCAUAGACGGACAGUACCAGGACUAUGUGGCGCCGCACAUGUUUGACACGGGGGAGCCGGCGCACGGAUCCAACCGGGCGUGAGGUCUCGCUCAUUAACAGUCUGUCAGCGUGUCCUGAACGUGGCGUCAUCACGCUCAAGAUCACACCUGGUUGCCGCGACGACCGGCCCCGCUAACUAACCCCUCGACAUGCA